This is a messenger RNA of Drosophila eugracilis, 601 nucleotides long. RefSeq names its product putative 60S ribosomal protein L33. The transcript is spliced from 3 exons. The record is from RefSeq and is a predicted model, not a curated record. Lineage: Eukaryota; Metazoa; Arthropoda; Insecta; Diptera; Drosophilidae. Bases 256 to 447 code for a protein of 63 amino acids.
UUCUCUGCGGAUAAUGACGUUAAUAUGGUGUUGCGUGUGUCAUGAACAAACAUCUUCCUAAUAGAAUAGUAUUAGUAAAGAUAUAGAUAACGAGGCGGCCUUGUCGAUUGUGAUUUUAAUUUUAGCUGACGUUACUAAAAUUCCAACUCAAAGCCCAAUCGAAAACCUCGAAAAAGUAUAAGUCGAAUAUUGUAUCAAAAUUUUAAUACCUUGCCCCCGAUUGCAUCGAAUACCGGUAUCCACAACGAUCUCAAAAUGUCCGAGCAGUUCAAUUUUACCGAGGCUUUUAACAGUCAAACUAUGCGUGGACGCGCCAAUGUAGCCAAGGCCACCUGGGCUUCGGUGGGUCUGGUCUACGUUCUGGUCAAGAUGCAUCGCCGUAACUCGAAGCGUCGCGAGGCCAAGCUCUACUGCAAGGGCUGCCAGCAGGCGCUCCUACAUGGCUAAGGGGGCGUUACCAGCCAAUCCAUGUCCAAUCCUCCUCGAAGACCUUAAAAAUCAUCAGAUCAGAUCAGCCAUCCACCAGACCCCACUCCAGACAUCAAUUUUAAAGCAUUGCCAAAACCCGUGUACACACUUUUGUCGAGUCAAUAAAUUUCAA